AUGAUGGUUACAAGUUGUGUUAAUGUAUUGCAAUCUUUCUUCAAUUUUCCAAUGUUGGAAAUGAAAACCCUAAAUCCAAUCCCAAAUUUCAAUUCUACUCUCUCUUUGAAAUGUCACUGUUCAACUACUUCACCAAACGAAUUCACAGUUUCAUAUCUCGUUACCAAUUUGGGCUUCUCAUUCGAAACUGCUACAAGAGCUUCCAAACUCGUUCGUUUCAAGGCUUCCCAAAACCCUGAUUCAGUAAUCGCCAUCCUCACAGACUUUGGUUUCUCCGAUUCUCAGAUAAACAACCUUGUUAGACAAGCACCCAACAUUCUUACAUGUGACCCCCACAAAAGAAUUUUGCCAAAGUUUCAAUUUUUACUCUCAAAAGGUGCUUCAAAUUCUGAUGUAGUGGAGAUUGUGUGCAGAAGCCCUAGAAUUCUAUAUGCAAGUCUUGACAAUUGCAUAAUCCCUACUUUUGAAUUGGUAAGAAGGUUCCUUCCAUCUAAUCAGAAAGUUUUUCAAUCUAGAUGUUUCUUUGGUUAUCAUAAUUUUGUUAGUAAUGUGAAGUUGUUGCUUGAUCAUGGAGUCACUGACUCAAAUAUAAGAUAUCUGUUACUUAAAACACCCUCUAUAUUUCUGAUUCGUGACAUGAGGAGUGCUCUGGAUAUGGUUAAGAAUAUGGGAUUUAAUGAUCCUUCCAAAGUAAAUUUUUGUAUAGCAUUGUUAGUCAAAAGGGCUAUGCCGAAAUCUAAGUGGGAUGCUAAAGUUAUUGUCUUUAAGACAUGGGGUUGGUCCGAUGAAAUGGUUCUAGAAGCGUUUAGGAAGCGACCCUUGUUUAUGCUAACAUCCGCAGAGAAAAUUGAUAAUAUCAUGAGAUUUUGGGUGAAUGAGUUGGGCUGGAACUCUUCAGCCCUUGUCAAAAGGGCGGAUAUUUUUUCGUAUAGUUUGGAGAAUAGGAUCAUUCCGAGGGCCUGUGUUGUUUCGUAUCUGAUCUCCCAAGGUUUGAUAAAAAAUAAUGUGGAAUUGUCUACCCCUUUUGGUGUUAAGGAAGAGGUGUUUCUUGAAAAGUAUGUGCAAAGUUUUAAAGAAGAAAGACAUAAUUUGUUAAAGCUAUACCAGGAAAAAAUGGAUGGUAAGAAAAUCAAGGAAAAUGGUGAAGCGUCUGUAAGCUAUUGA
Vicia faba (fava bean) is the source of this 1164-nucleotide messenger RNA. The record is from the annotation of a GenBank genome assembly. Lineage: Eukaryota; Viridiplantae; Streptophyta; Magnoliopsida; Fabales; Fabaceae.